Sapajus apella (tufted capuchin) is the source of this 7042-nucleotide messenger RNA. RefSeq names its product fibronectin type III and SPRY domain containing 1 like (gene FSD1L). NCBI's taxonomy places the organism in Eukaryota, Metazoa, Chordata, Mammalia, Primates, Cebidae. The record is from RefSeq and is a predicted model, not a curated record. The transcript is spliced from 15 exons. Bases 159 to 1754 code for a protein of 531 amino acids. Gene Ontology annotation, molecular function: protein binding.
GCGGCGCGCGCGGGCUGGGCGCGGACGGGUGGGGCCGGGCGGUGCCGGUGCGGGCUGGGUCAGUGCGUGAGUAGCAGUCUUGGGGUGUGCGACCUAGCUGCGCCUCCUCGCACGGUUCGUCGUCGCGGGUUCGGGCCCAGCGGGCUUAGCCCCUCGCCAUGGACUCCCAGAAAAACUGGUGCACCAAGACUUGGAGAGGUGGACACAACUGGAGAAGCAGCAUUGGAGAAGCAACAGAGGAAGCUCUACAAAGGAUCAUUUCAACUCUGGCAAAUAAAAAUGAUGAAAUUCAGAACUUUAUUGAUACACUAAAUCAUACACUAAAAGGAGUUCAGGCAAAUUCAUCUAACAUACUCUCAGAGUUAGAUGAAGAAUUUGAUAGUUUAUACUCUAUACUGGAUGAAGUAAAAGAAGGUAUGAUUAACAGUAUCAAACAGGAACAAACUCGUAAAUCCCAAGAGUUACAGAGUCAGAUUAGUCAAUGUAAUAAUGCCCUGGAGAACUCUGAAGAACUACUGGAAUUUGCAACAAGGUCGUUAGAUAUAAAGGAACCUGAAGAAUUCUCAAAGGCUGCCAGACAGAUCAAGGAUAGAGUCACAAUGGCUUCAGCCUUUCGCCUUUCUUUGAAACCAAAGGUCAGUGACAACAUGACUCAUUUAAUGGUGGAUUUCUCACAGGAAAGACAAAUGCUGCAAACUUUGAAGUUUUUGCCAGUCCCCAAAGCUCCAGAGAUAGAUCCUGUAGAGUGUUUGGUGGCAGAUAACUCUGUAACAGUAGCUUGGAGAAUGCCAGAAGAAGAUAAUAAGAUUGACCAUUUUAUACUGGAACAUAGGAAGACUAAUUUUGAUGGACUUCCACGUGUAAAGGAUGAGCGAUGCUGGGAGAUAAUUGAUAAUAUUAAGGGUACUGAGUAUACACUAUCAGGCUUAAAAUUUGAUUCAAAGUAUAUGAAUUUCAGAGUGCGAGCUUGUAACAAGGCUGUGGCUGGAGAGUAUUCUGAUCCAGUGACUCUAGAGACCAAAGCACUUAACUUCAAUUUGGAUAACUCUUCAUCCCAUUUGAACUUGAAAGUUGAAGAUACCUGUGUAGAGUGGGAUCCUACUGGAGGAAAAGGCCAAGAAAGUAAAAUUAAAGGAAAGGAGAACAAGGGCAGUGUCCAUGUUACUUCACUGAAGAAACAUACAAGAAGUGGUACACCAUCCCCAAAACGAACAUCUGUAGGCUCCAGGCCACCAGCAGUAAGAGGCAGUAGAGAUCGUUUUACUGGAGAAUCAUACACAGUGCUGGGAGACACUGCUAUUGAAAGUGGACAACAUUAUUGGGAAGUCAAGGCCCAGAAGGAUUGUAAAUCCUACAGUGUAGGAGUAGCAUACAAAACGUUGGGGAAAUUUGACCAGUUGGGAAAGACAAACACUAGUUGGUGUAUCCAUGUCAACAACUGGCUACAAAACACAUUUGCAGCAAAGCAUAAUAAUAAAGUCAAAGCUUUGGAUGUUACUGUUCCUGAAAAAAUAGGUGUAUUUUGUGAUUUUGAUGGGGGUCAACUUUCAUUCUAUGAUGCAAACUCGAAACAGUUGCUAUAUUCCUUUAAGACAAAAUUUACUCAGCCACUAUUACCUGGUUUCAUGGUAUGGUGUGGUGGACUUUCUUUGAGUACUGGGAUGCAGGUUCCAAGUGCUGUGAGAACACUUCAGAAAAGUGAAAAUGGAAUGACUGGUUCAGCUAGCAGCCUGAACAAUGUUGUUACUCAAUAAUGUCUAAUCAGAAUACGUUUACCCUCCCUCUUGAUUGCGUGGCCUUUUCUGUGCAGUUACUAAUCACAGGAAUUUGUGAGUAGUGAAAUCAGGUUUGCUGUGUUGUGCUUUGAGGCCUGGAAUUUGUUAUCAUUAAACACCAAGUAUGAAGCAUUUGCAGGAACCUACUGUGCAGUAUCAUAGAAGCAAGCAGAUACCAAGCAAGAAACUGAUGAUUGAAGAGUAAAUGGAGGGAAAGGCAGUGUUUAAUUAUCAUAAAAAGUCAUUUUUUUAUUUCUUGGAUUACUUUGACUGUUCUAAUAUGUUUAAUUACAUAUGGCAACCCUAAGUCCUGGGGAGAAAAGCUUUUGUAUCUUGCCUUCUUUCUUCUGUACUUUGUCUAUUUUAAAAAUCCCAUUACUACUUAUUAUUUAGUUCUUACACAGAAGCUUUAAAAAUACAUAGUCCUCUAAGGUUUUCUAAAAAUUGAAAUCAUAUGUUGGGAACGAUAAGGUUUUCAAAUGGUUUAUUUUUCCUGUUUUUAAAAUAAGUUUUACAAAAUUAUCCUCUUUUGUUUAUUCACUAGAUUGUAUAUCAUUUUCUUUUUUCCAAAAUAUUGUGAUAAGAAGUUUCUAGACACAACAGUUUAAUCUUACCUUUAGUAGCUUGGUAACAUUCCCACUUGAAUGUGGCACUAACUGAUAAUAAUUAUGCUGAUGUUUAACAUCUCUAAUAGGAAUGACAGUUUAUUAAAGUUACAUAGAGGAUUGAAAAACAUACUACUCAAUUUUUAUCUAAGAAGGAUAGGUUAUAAAUGGAGAUACCUAAUACUCAAUGUAUAUAUUUUUUGAAUAACGUAUGGAAUGCUUUAAGCAAUUGUUUUGAAAAAAAUCUGCAUAUCUUUGACUUAAUUGGCACACAGGUUUUUCAAGCAGCCAUUCAUUCAGAGGUUAGUUUUCUGUCCGUCCUUUGCUACGUUUUUUUUUUAAAGAAAUGUUACUUAUUCCAAAAAUUAACAUAGAUGUCUUUCCCAAACUUGGGGUAAAACCCAUGGUUAUUAAGCAGAGCAUAACUAUUCUUAAAAAGUCAACUGUAAUUUGUAACUCACAUCCUUUGAGCUAAACUAAAAGUUAAAAUGACAGUAUUUAAUGAUUCCUUGUGCAUUUUUAAGAGGUCUGAAUUUGUUUUUCUUAAUUUUUGAAACUUUUCAUUUGUCUUUUUUUCAUUCUCAUUUUAAAUAUAUUGUGCUAUGAUAACCUUCCUCCAGGGAUUGACCAUUACUGCCUACAUUUGAGUUGCUUUCUACAUAAAGACCUGUGUAAUAGUAUUAAUAAUAGCUCAUUCUGAAUCUCUAAAAAUUUACUGCUUACUGAUAGGAUGUUUUGUUCCCUUGAUAAAACAAAUGUAAAUGAGGAGUUUUAUUUGGAGUAUUGUUUUUCCAGAGGACAUUAAUAUCUGCACUAUUAUCUAAUGACAUGUUGGUAAUUUUAAAGACUGCAAGGCAGAGAAUGAAGUAUGCCAAUAGAUAUUCUUUUGAUUCUCCAAGGAAAUAUAAUUUUGGUUUUUGUUCCUCAUAGAGAGUUUGAAAGAAAUUUUCAGAUGUUCUGUUUCCUAUAGAGGGGCUAUUCCAGUAUCUUAAGUAAAUGGAAAUUUAUAAUGCACUUCAUAGACUCAAACCUGAAAGCAGAAAUUUUUAGUAGUUGAGUUGCUUUAAGUGAAUUUUAGCAAAUAUGAUACAGAAAAGGCCAGAUGCUCUUGUAUAAAAUUUUUUACUACUGUCUUAUAUAAUUGUUUCUUCUCAUUAAUUCAGUGCCUUUUUCCUCUAAGCAUACUCUUGGUCCCUGACCCAUGCAGUGUCAACUGAUGUUUAAGCUACAGAGCAUUAUGUUAAAGUAGUGAGGGCCCUCUGCUGCAGGGGCAUGGGGAAAAGCAUAUAUGAAGCGGGCUGGAGGAGUAUACUUGAUUCUUGUGCUCAUGUCAUCCUUUGAAACUCUUCGCUUAAAAUUUUCUAAUAUUCAUUUGGAAAACCUCUCCAGUGGAGAGGUUUCAUUUCUAAGAGUCUUUGUAGUAAUUGUAUAAGUUCAGUAAAUCCAGAGUCCAAAUUCUCAUCACAUGUAUUACUUGAUAUUAAAUUAUGCAGUUAUUAACUUCAAAAUAAGAAUCUGAGGAUUUCUUCUUACUGUCCUUCUUAAAGGUCUCUAAAAUUAAAGAACAAGAUGUGUGAGGUUUUUUGGUUUAAGAUGUUUUUAGCUUAUUUGUUGUUAAGUUAAACUGAAAAAAGUUUGUCAUCCUCAUUCCAAACUAAAAAAUAAUCAAACAUAGUGACUUUAAAUAAUCUUAAAAUAAGGUAACUAUUAACCAUAGUAUAUAAUAUUCUCAUUGACAUUUGAAUUUAAAAAUAUUGAGCUCAUGCUCAGUUUAAUACAUUGUAGAAAAUAUUAAACCCUUUCAGACAUCUUUUGUUGCUUAUUUAGUUUUUGUUUCCACAGGACAAACAUGAUUGCUUUCUAUAAAAGAAAUGCUUGAGAGGUUGACUAUAAAAAACAUGGAUUUAGUGUGGCAUUUCUCUUUUAGCAACUGAAUUCCAAACCAGUUUUAUUAAACUGGAUGUAGAAAUGAAGGAGCUGCCUUAACUAUAGAAAAAAGUUUUUUGACAAUGCAUUUUGACUCUCAUGGCUGACCAUGUCACAUUUUAUCUUUAAAUUUUGGUAAAUAUGUAGAUACCAAGCAUUAAUAACUAAGGCAUAGAGAAAUUUAAUAUACAGCAAUUAUUUGAAUGUCCCAGGUAUAAGGUAAACUAAUUGUAAGUAUUAAGUACAUGCCUGUCUAUACAUGGGUUGCAUUGAUGGCAUCUGUAUCAUCUUGACAAAUCAUGAACUACUGCUGUACAGCUAGAAUUGGCCUAUUUACUCUGUUCCACAAACAGUAAUUUUAUGAAAAGAGACAUAUUGGUUUGCUGUUAUUUACUUAUUUAUGAAAUUAAAGCAUGAAUAAUAUCAUGUAUAAUUUGAAAUUUUUGUGACUGAUCCUUGAUGGUAUAAAUAAUAAAAGUAAAUGUAAUGGAAUCUUUUAAUUAGGCUAAGAUAUGCUAUUUCAUGACUAGAAUGAUUAAUUUUUCUCUAUAUACUUUGUCCAUAAAAUUAUAAUUGUUUAAGUAAUUUUAUUUUUUCUUAUGAAAACAAUUGGAAAAGUAUAUGGAAAAUGAUUAUUUCAAAGAGUGUUUAUUUAAAGAGGAAAGGUAGACUUCUUACUAUAAAAUAUGUGAUUCCAGGCUUAAGAAAUUAAUUAUAUUUUAAAAUAAUUAUUUUUUAAAAUGUGAUUUCUUUUUAAAAGAUCAGCCUCCAUUCAUUGGCUAAUUCAUACAACAAAUAUUUGAGAGUUUGUGAUAUGGCAGUAAAGAUGUGAUGAUUACUUUGUAUGCACAUUAACCAAAACGAAUGAAGUUUGAUGUACUGUGCAUAUAGUUUUGCAGCUUUUUGAGUAGUGUGACAGAGUCUGCAUCUUAAAAAUAUUUUGCUAAUAAGUCAGAAGUUUAAAAUGUCUUACAGUUUGCUAGAAAAAAAAUCAAAUUAACUGCAUAUAAAUGGUUCACUUUUAUAUAGUCACAUGUAAUGAGUCUGAAAAAGUUUCUUCUUUGAUUUUGUGUUUACUUUAGAUAUAUUCUUUUAGUGAAGUGUAUGGUCAACAUAAAUUUACUCAGUAUACAGAUAAUCAUAAAGUUGUUAUUUUUAACCAAAAUAUACAUUUCAUACUGUUGGUAUUGGAGUAUUAUAAGAGAUCAUGAAUGUUUCCUGAAUUAUCAUGGCAAGAUUACCUCACAUUCAGUAUAGUUUAGUUUUAUGUGUAUCUUACAGUAUGCACAUUCUUCAGUUAUUUGUGAUCCUGAUAUGUCACAUAUAAUAGCUUUGUUACCUGGAGUAUUUGAUUAACCUAAACAGUUUAAGCAUUUUUAAUUAGUUGGAGUUUAAAUUGAUUACAUUUGGUGUAUGUUGUCUUCAUUGAAAAGAUACUGUUGGACAUGCCAUAUCAAAGUUAGUAUUCACUUAUAAAUAAAUACCAGAAUUUGCCAGUACACUUUUCUAUGCAGAUGACUCAAUUAUUAAAUAAAAGAAUAUUAUUUCUGAGUGAAUAUAGGAUACUGACUUCUGAUUCAUAAUCAUUUAAGCUAAGUGAGUUUAAACUGAUACCUUUUCUUAGUGGUACCCAUUCAGUGUAAGCUGGUCCAUGGGAAUGGACAUGUAGAGGAUUUCACAGUAUGUAAGGCAGAAGGCAGGUGAAUGUGUUUGCUUUGGCCUGGAGCUUAUUAAGUUUUGCUAGUGUUAAAAUAAUUCAAAUAGUAAGUGGUAAAACACAUUUUUGUCAGUAUUGGAACUUUUUGGAGAACAUAAGGGCCAUGAGAAUGCAUGAUUUUUAACAUUUCCUAUAUAUCUAAGGUACCAAAGCACUGAGUCUAUUUUACCUAUUAAGGGAGACUCUUUAAAAUCAAAUUUAUAACUAAUUCAUACUAUAAGACAGAUAAUAGCUAAAGUUUUGAAAUAAUUUAUAUUAAAAUCCACAAGUCUUAAAAAUUCCUGGAUGCGAUAUAAAAAGGAUAUUGGCUUCUUUAUUGCAGUAUUUAAAAUUAAUCACCUUAGCUCUACCAUAUACUAGAUCUGUGACCUCUACAUAAAUCGUUUAUCAUCUUUGGGCCUCUAUUGCCUUAUUUAUAAAAUAAUUAUAAGUUGUACAGCCUACCUCACAGGGCUGUUGUGAGGAAUAAAAUGAAAUGGAGUAUGUGAAAUUGCUUCAGCAGCAGUAAAGUGCUAUGUAAAUGUAAAGUGUUCUUUUUGAAUAAUAAUGGAUAUUUAAGUGUUUGGAUAAUUCUAGAUUGCAUUUAGUUUGAUAAAGCAUGUGCUUAACGUGGUAUCACCAGUGAUUUCAAACAUGACUUAAAAAAUAAACCCCAAUUAAAAUGCUCGUUAAUAUUCAUUUAGUUUAUGCAUGAUUUGUGGACUUUCUGUAUUUUCUCAAGCUUAUUUCGCUAGAGCUAUAAAAGCUUUCUCACAGCAUUGGUGUGUCAGUGUAGAAUAGUGGCAUAAAUAAACAAAUGGAUUAAGCUACAUUUCCUUGCAGGCAUUUGCACUUUGAAGUUAGGGCUGCUCAGUGCCACAUGCAAAGAGUGAAUUUGGUCUAAACAAUUCUUUCCAAACAACCAGAUGGCUGGGCAGUUUGUUGUCACUGGAUAAAUGAUAUAAAAUGUAACCACGGAACAUUUGACAACUUCGUUGCAUUGUUAUUUAAUAAAAAAAGAUGAAGCAUUUCAAAACCUU